Messenger RNA from Sycon ciliatum, 1347 nucleotides. RefSeq lists its product as uncharacterized. The transcript has a single exon. Lineage: Eukaryota; Metazoa; Porifera; Calcarea; Leucosolenida; Sycettidae. Gene Ontology annotation, biological process: DNA recombination; DNA integration. Bases 1 to 1347 code for a protein of 448 amino acids. The record is from RefSeq and is a predicted model, not a curated record. Gene Ontology annotation, molecular function: DNA binding.
AUGGCUGAGGAAGAAGGACUUCUGUCUGACCUUCCUGACGAUGUGUCUCAAAUAUUGGACGUACACCCGGAUGUCCUGACCAAGAUGCUAGCUGACUUGGACGGUGAACCAAUCAACCAAGUUCAAGCUACCAGCGUCGUUCGAGUUGAGACAGAACAUGGUGUCCGUGAACGAGCUGUCAACUCACGAUUUGUGCGAGUGAGCGAGCAAGAUGUUGAGAAGAUGCUGUGGGAACAGGAAAACAAAAACACAAAGAAUUCAACGAAGAAUUGGCUGAAAGUGUUUAGUGACUAUCUUGUGGCAGAGAAGAAACAGUGUGAUCUGAAGUCAGUUUCCGCUUCACAUCUAGCUAGCAUUUUGAAGUUUGCGUAUGUUUCGCUCAAAACACAGAAAGGCGCCCCUUAUGCGAAGUCAAGCUUAGUGUCGUUUAGAAACGCUAUCCAACGAGAGCUAAACAAUCACAAGCGUAACAUCAACAUCAUAACCGGCAUCGAGUUCGUAGAGUGCAACAGAGUGUUUGCUGCCUACAUCAAGAAGCUGAAAUCUGACGGUGACCUGAAAGCGGUCAGUCACAAGCCCCCCAUCAGUGAAGAAGACAACACAAGAUUGGACAAGUACUUCACAGACUCCACCAAUGAUCCGCUUAGGCUUUCGAGAUUCAUUUGGUUUGUUGUGACCAAGCAUUUCUGUAUGAGAGGUCGGGAAAGCCAAUCAAGUCUGUGCAUAGAGGACUUCGAAACUGUCAAGUCUGACUGCACAACAACCUACAUCCGGAUGACCACUGCCCACAAAGAAAAAAAUCACCAGGGUUCCCUUACCUCCGCUGACGAAGUGUCCGAUGGUAGGAUCGUGGACAGCUUUCAAGUGAGUGCGUUCAACUUGUAUAUCUCCAAGCUAACGAAGGGCACAGGAGAGAAAACAAGAUUGUUCCAGCAAGUGUCAGCAGCAACCCGUCAGAGAGAUACGUGGUACAAUGGCAAGCCCCUGGGCAAGAACACCCUCGGGUCCAUGAUGACUCAAAUAUCAGAAGCCGCUGGACUAACCGUAAAGUACACGAACCACUCGGUGAGAGCCAGCUGCAUCACUGAGCUUCUUCGACAGGGUCUAGCACCGUCCACUGUUAUGGGCAUUUCGAAGCACAGAUCCAGCGCCAGUCUUGCGUCUUAUGAUAUGACCAGCCAUCUGAAGAGGACAAGCUACACGCAGCAGCACUACUGGGUCAACGUUCAUGUGCAAAGCGAGCAUCAUCAUCAGCAUCCAUUGCAUCUUCAACGCCUCCGGCUAAGCGAGCACGCCAAGCCACUCCUUCCAUCCAGGAUGAUGACGGGGAUGAUGAUCUUGAUCUGA